This is a messenger RNA of Rosa rugosa (rugosa rose), 1047 nucleotides long. RefSeq names its product proline-rich receptor-like protein kinase PERK13. The coding region runs from base 1 to 1047 and encodes 348 amino acids. NCBI's taxonomy places the organism in Eukaryota, Viridiplantae, Streptophyta, Magnoliopsida, Rosales, Rosaceae. The record is from RefSeq and is a predicted model, not a curated record. The transcript has 6 exons.
AUGCCAAUUGGGCCCCUUUCUGGGCCUCCGCCAGCACAAAGCACGCUCGCGCUGGUUGAUCUUCCUGACUGGGCCAAAGAGAUCGACUCUGUGGACGCGACUGAGGAAGGAUAUGAUGCAUGGUGGGCAGAAGUCUCUGUUAACUGCUGGCGGCAACAGCAUGAUGAGGUAUUCGCUGCCAUCUUCGGGGAACUGCGAUAUCCCUACGCCGUCGACGUUGAUCAACUUGCUCGCAUCCCUGAAGACGCUGCACAAGCUCCUCCUCCUGCUGCUGAACCGGGGAGCGCGCCACUUUCUGGCAGUCACGCAGCCAACGCUUCCCAAGCCGCUGGCCAGUCUGGGAAGCAAAAGGCAGUAAUGAUAGAGCCUGAGGACAAAGAAUCCUCCUCUGAUAAUGAUGACAUGCAAACGGUUCGCCACAGGUCCUCGAGACAUGCUGAAGAAGGAUCUUCAACUGUUGGUGAAGGCACAUCUGCUUCCCAAGCUCCAGCGCCAACUGUUGUGAACCACUCUCCACCUCCUGCGGGCACUGUAGAUAAUGCACAAUUGGCCUCGAUACCAGUGCAGAUCAUAGAUGACAGCUCGCCGGAGGCUGAAAAUAGAGUACUGCUACUGGACGCACCUCGCGAGGAACCAAGCGACGUUCCUGUCCUGGAACAGAUAGCGCCUGACUCAAUUCCUGUUCCCAGCGAAGCUAGCCCAGAGACAAUGCUCGCGAUCAUUGUGUAUGAGCCCCCAAUCGAAGAGGUUCCAAACGUCGUUGGAACUGGGGACGAUGUAGUCGGAGCAGUAGAAGCAGAAGCUGCUGAGCCUAUUCCUAACGUGGUUGAUCAGGAACUUCCUCCCCCUGCCCCCCAAGUCGCUGAAGCUGAAGAAUUGGAAGACCUUCCUGAACCAGCGCCGGAGGUACCUGAACCAGUGCCAGAAGUACCUGUCGCUGAGCCUCCUACUCCCUCUACUUUGGAAAGUGAGAAUAUCACAACUGCCCAUCGUACGGUUGAGGCCACUGAGAUUGGCGCUAUAAAUACCUGCACUCUGGAGAGAUGA